Molecule: messenger RNA, 522 nt
Organism: Aureobasidium subglaciale EXF-2481
Lineage: Eukaryota; Fungi; Ascomycota; Dothideomycetes; Dothideales; Saccotheciaceae
Exons: 3
Coding region: 1-522 (173 amino acids)
Biological process (GO): eisosome assembly; protein localization to plasma membrane
Cellular component (GO): eisosome; plasma membrane
Source: RefSeq, a predicted model, not a curated record
AUGGUUGCCAAAAUCAUUAACCUGGCCAUGCGCGGCCUCCAGUUCUUCUGGGCUCUCCUCAUUAUGGCGCUCAUCGGAAACAUGAUCGCAACUUCGUACGCUGGCAACCCUUCGAUUGUCAACUACUCGAUGUUUGUUUCGGUCUUCAGCAUGCUGUCGCUCUUUUACCUCAUCCCCGCCAGCAUCAAGGAGUCGUUCAUGAUCCACCCUCUUCUCGUCGUUGGUCUUGAUGUUCUGAACGCCAUCUUCUACUUCUGUGGUGCCGUCGCCAUGUCGGCCUACCUUGGUGUCCACAGCUGCGGUAACAGCUCAUACACCCACAGCAACUCGAUCACCAAUGGCUCCCCCAACACCUCCAAGCGCUGCCACGAGGCCCAGGCCUCGACUGCCUUCCUCUGGUUCGGCUUUGCUGCCUUUGUUGUCUCUGCCGUCUUCGCUGGUCUCCAGGGCCGUAACUCUGGCGUUAACAUGCGCGGUGGUGCCGGUGGCAUCAGAAAGGGACCUGCCAUGAGCCAGGUCUAA